Messenger RNA from Leptopilina boulardi, 4545 nucleotides. It is a transcript of the gene emp, whose product is annotated as scavenger receptor class B member 1. The record is from RefSeq and is a predicted model, not a curated record. Lineage: Eukaryota; Metazoa; Arthropoda; Insecta; Hymenoptera; Figitidae. Gene Ontology annotation, cellular component: lysosome; cytoplasm; membrane. Gene Ontology annotation, molecular function: scavenger receptor activity. The transcript is spliced from 7 exons. The coding region runs from base 717 to 2261 and encodes 514 amino acids.
GGCCGACUGUGAACCGAUCGUGUGUCUUACUUUUUUUUCUGUUUCGAUUCUCAUUUUAUAUAUAUGUAACCGAUCAUUGUAUAUAUAUAUAUAUAUUCUAUGUACCUCCCCGUCAACAGAUUCACUACAAUAACACUCAGAGCCGAUUUUACAGGCACUAGUGGAACUUCAUUCUGAGAUCGAUAUUGAUCGCCGAACAUCCAUCGGUUGGAGUUCGCGCGAAAUUAAAAAAAAAAAAAAUUUUAUUUAUUUUUUUAAUAGUGUCAUUGUUAGGGAUUUUAAUUUAUUGUAAGUGCUCUUUAAAAAACAAAAGUGGAAUAUUUUUGCGAGACAAAAAUAAAGGAACAACAAAAAAAAAAUUAAUUAUAAAUAAGAAAAAAAAAAUUUUUUUUUGCUUGGACAUUUUUUUUUUUUUUUUUUUUUAUAAAAGUACGUUAGUUCGCUCCCAAUAAGCAUUUCCUUCGUCAUCAGCAACGGCAUACUUGGUACAGACUUUCUCCUUGUGCCCGCUCGUCUCGCGCAGCAAGUCCGAUCACAACUCGCGGAAUUGACGACUUAUGAAUUUUGCUCAUUAAAUAAGAUCACGAGCGAUCUGGGGAAAAAUCGAUCAAUCGAUAUUGAUUGAUAGGAGAGGCUUUGAGUGUUGUGUGCAGUUCAAAUUAAAAGAAGAGAGGGUCAACCUCGAAGUGAACCGGUGAGAAAGAUUACAAAACAAGAUGAGGGUACAUCGUGGGAUUUGUGCUAAACUACAAAGUGGAUUUCUUAGACGAUGGUGGGCAGCAGUGGCAUUUGGACUUCUUUUAGUUAUAAUUGCGGCAAUAUUGGCGUCACUAUUUCCAAAUUUGAUAAAUUUAAUAAUAAAUAAACAAGUCUCAUUAAAAGAGGGAAAUAAAUCAUUUGAUUGGUGGAGAGCGCCACCAGUUACACCAGAAAUGCAUGUUUAUAUUUAUAAUGUAACAAAUGCCGAUGAAUUCCUUAAUAAUGGCGAUAAGCCAAUAUUACAAGAAAUUGGUCCAUACGUUUAUUUGCAAACAUGGGAGAAAGUUGAACUUCAAUUCAAUGGAAACGAUACAAUCAGUUAUAAACCGAAGAAGGAAUAUAUCUUCUCACCGGAAUUAUCAGUGGGAUUAGAGGAUGAUUUGGUGGUUGUGCCAAAUGUACCAAUGUUAUCAGCCACAACACAAUCGAAACACGCGGCACGAUUUCUUCGAUUGGCAAUGGCAUCAAUUUUGGAUAUUUUAAAAAUUAAACCAUUCGUUGAGGUAUCAGUUGGUCAACUUCUUUGGGGUUAUGAAGAUCCUCUAUUAAAAUUAGCCAAAGAUGUUGUGCCAAAAGAACAAAAAUUGCCAUACGAUCAAUUUGGUUUACUUUAUGGUAAAAAUGGUACAUCACCUGAUAAUUAUACAAUUUUCACUGGUCAAUCUGAUAUCACAAAAUAUGGAAUGUUAGAAAAAUGGAAUGGAAAAUUAAAUUUAGGUCAUUGGAAAACUGAUGAAUGUGAUAGUGUUAUGGGAACUGAUGGUAGCAUUUUCCCACCUCAUAUUACCAAAAAUACAGUGCUCAAAGUAUUUGACAAGGAUCUCUGUAGAGCAUUGCCUCUUGUAUUUCAGAAAGAAGUAAUUACUUCUGGAGGAAUUCCUGGAUACAGGUUCACACCGCCCAAAGAUGUCUUCGCAUCCGCUGAAAGAAUGGAAUCGAAUAAAUGUUUUUGUCCAGCUGGUCCACCCUGUGCUCCUGAAGGAACUUUCAAUGUCUCACUAUGUCAAUACGAAUCACCUGUUCUUCUCAGUUUUCCACAUUUUUAUCUUGCGGAUCCCUCGUUACGAGAAGCAGUAAUUGGUGUGUCUCCGCCUGAUGCAGAAAAACAUCAACUUUUUAUUGAUGUCCAACCAACAAUGGGCACAGCUCUGAGGGCAAGGGCCCGAGUUCAAAUUAAUUUAGCCGUAAGCCAAGUAAGAGACAUCAAGCAGGUCGCUAACUUUCCCGACAUCAUUUUCCCCAUUAUGUGGUUUGAGGACGGAAUUGAUGAAUUGCCAAAGGAAGUUAUAUCGCUAUUAAGAUUGGCCGUGGAACUUCCACCAGUUGCAAGAGCGGCAGUUUGCGGUGCAUUGGGAAUUAUUGGUUUAAUUAUUCUCGUUGGUGCAUUAUUUUGUUUGGCAAGAGCGGCAAAACGUCAAGAAAAAUUACAUUUAACAACGCCAUUACCACCAAGUGCGACUAAAAAUGAUCAAUUAAAUCCAGCAUUUCAAAAUCCAAAAUAGAAAAAAGAAAAAAAAGAAAGAUGAACCUCAAAGAAAUUAAUUUCCCAGAAUUUCGAAAGAGAGAGAGAGAGAGAAAGAGAGAAAAAGAGCUUUUUACGAUCUUAUGUUGCUAUCUCGCUAUCAUAAAAUUUGUAUUUUUUUUCUCUCUCUUUUUUAAUACUUUUAACUUCGAGACAUGAGUGAACAAGUCCUUCGGCAGUUUUCUCUGCGCGAUUACCGGUCGAACCGGUGUGUGUCGUGGUGAUGUUUUGCUUUGGACUAAUUUCUUUCAUUUUUUUACCCUUAACGCGCGUCAUUGGCGCCUCGCGGUCAAAUUUACCACUCUUUUCGUCUCUUGUAAAACUCGUAUCGUGUAGUCUACAUGACGUGAUAUUUAUUUUUCCCCUCUGCUUUUUUUUUUUUUUUUUUUUUUUUUUUUCUCCUUCGAAUCCCCAAAGUCGUUUAUCAGAAAGGACUCAAUAUGCUCAUUUCAUUGAUAUUAUUAUAAAUAUAAAUUAUAUGUUUUUGAUAUUAUUUUUCGUCCUUUCGAACGAUGAACGGGUUUCAUGCGUGAAGAUUUCACCUUUUUUUUUUUUUCUUUUUUAUUCGAGACUGAAUCUUCAAUGUCGCAUCAUUUCCAAAUUUUUUUUUCUUCCUUUUUUUUUUUAAUCACGUUGUAAACAGAUUUUCUGUUUCUGGAAUAUUCCAUUUGCAUGAUAAUGAUUUUUUAUUCAUUAUAAAGGCUAUAUAAUUAUCAUUUUUCGAAUUAUUUGAAUAUUUUAAUUAAGAAUUUUAAUUUUUAAUUACAAAUUUUUCAGUUAAUUUUUUAUUUCGGAAAAUUUUUAAACUCAAUUCCUAUAAUGAAAUUAAAACAAAAUUGAGAAAUUUAAUUAGUAUUACCUAUUUAGAAAAAUGAAAUUUUGAUUCUCAGUGUGAUGAUAAACCCCCCCCCCAAAAAAAAAAAGGAAAAAUGUUUAAAUAAUUGUAUGUAAAUAAUUUUAUUUAUUGAAAAAAAAUAUAGUUUCUAAAAAGAAAGAUCAAAAUAGGGAAUUGAUCUAAAAAGAAACAUUUUUUUAAUUUAUUCCAUUCAGGAAAAAAAUGUUAAAAAACUUUAAUGUUUUGAUAUCGGAAUUUUUUUUUAUUAAUGUAAAAUUUUGAUGACGCAAAUGAACACUUUUUUUUUUAAAUUUUUAUUAUUUUCAUAUUUAUAUAUUUCUAUUAGGAUUUUUAUAGCUUUAUUGAUUUCAAUAUUGUUAUUGUAAAUUUUCAAUUUGUAAUUUUAAAUUUUAAAUUGGUAAAUUAAUUUUUUUACAUGUACAAUAUUAUUAAAUUUCCAAUAUUAAAUUAUUAAAUUUAUACUAUAAAAGUUUUCAAUAAUAUUAAUAGAAAACAGAUUUGAAUUUAAAAAAUUCAGAUUUUUCAUAAAAAAUUUUUUUUAACUAUAAUUUAUUUAUUUUGCACUUACUAUUAAAGAACAAUUGCUCAAAUAUUAUAGUUCUUAAUGCUCAUAUAAUUAUGUGCCUAAUUUUCAAUUCAUUUAUUUAUAAAAAAAAUUGAAUUAACAUCAAAGAAAAUAAUAAUUCAGAAAUAAAAUUAAUUCAAAGAGUAACAAAUUACUCAAAAAAAAAAAAAAAAAAAAAAAAACCGAAGAAAGUAUAAAAAAAUAACAAUUACUCAACAAAAAUUAGAAAUAUAAAAAAAUGAAUAAAAAAAAAGGUAAUUGUUAUUAUUUUAAGUACCAGUUUGAUUAUUUUUUUAAACUGUAAUUAUUAAUGUUAAUUGUUAUUUUUUGUUAAAAAAAAUUCUGCAUAUAGAAAUUAGUUUCUUAUAGGAAAUAAUUAAUAUGCAAAAAAAAAGUGAAAUGGAAUUUAUGAUGCAACAUUUAAGCAUUCAUUCUCAAUAUAAAAGAAGGAAAAUUGAAAAUUAAAAUAAAAAAAUUGAUUAAGAAAAAUUAGCAAUUAAGUUUAAAGUAAAGAUUAUAAAUUAAAACCAAAUUAGAAAAAUUGUUAUAUAAGAUAAGGAUUGUUCGAUGAAUGAUAUAAAAUAAUUGUGAAGCCAUCAUAUUUAGUUGGACGAUUAGGAUUUUACUUAUUGAUUAAUAAUUGUUAUUAUAAAUAAUGAAUUGUACAUAUUAUAAACAUUCCAUAAUUAUUACAAUAAGAAAAAUCUUUUUUUAUAUAUAUAUAUAUAUAUAUAUAUAAGAUUCUUUUAUACAAUCACUUUGAUCUAUCAAUAUAUAUAUAAAACUAAAUCCUGUUUUAAUUUAUCAUUUACGCUGCAUAUAUGCAAAAAAAAAAAAAUAAAA